AUGCGCUCCUUAUUGAUCGUCUUAUCUCUGGCAUCUCUCGUGAUUGCCGUCCCACACGAUUCUUCAGAUUCCAAGAACAUCUUUCAAAGAGCAAAAUGUAAUGCAGAUAACUGUCUUCGGGCCGUAACUGGUACACAACCAGGCCAGACCCAGACUCGAGUGGACCGAAAGGGGGAUUGUUCAAGCUUCUUUCAACCGACUACGACUGCUAGUGCAACAACCGUCACUGUUACUUUCACCGCAGCCCCAGUGUUCCCACACAAACGAGAGGUCGAAAACCAAAUCGAAAAUCGCCAGGCACUUGAUGCACCCUUCACUGUUCCUGCCUAUGCUAGUCCUUGCUCAGGGACGGUCAGAUACUCCAGCGCCUGUAGCUGUUUUGGAGUGACUGCUACAACUGUCACUGCCCCCGCACCUACCUUCACCGAGGCUGUCAACGUCCCAUACCCUCCCUUCCUGGCUGUCUUCUACUCCGAGCCCUACUUCCAGGGCAUUCGUCUGAUCGUCGACCCCUCCGAAGCCGGUAACUGCGUGGAUGUGCCUGCAGAGUUCGCUCGACAAGCUUCUUCCGUUUGGUGGGGAGUCGGCCAACAGUGCUACAUGUACGAGUUCGCUGAUUGUUUGGGCUAUUUCGCCAGAGUUGACAAGACUGGUGCGGGUGGAACGAAUGAUGAUUUCCACAGAGUCACCCCACCUUUCUACAAGAGAAUGACCAGUUACAGGUGUACUUUGCCGUAA
Molecule: messenger RNA, 738 nt
Organism: Cadophora gregata
Lineage: Eukaryota; Fungi; Ascomycota; Leotiomycetes; Helotiales; Ploettnerulaceae
Exons: 4
Coding region: 1-738 (245 amino acids)
Source: RefSeq, a predicted model, not a curated record